AUGAUCGAAUGGUUCCCAGAGAUCAACUGGAUGCGCAGCAUCCUCACCCUCCUAAUCAGCACCAUCCUCCUCCUAUACUGGUACACCCGAAUUCCCUCCUCCAUGCCCCGGAACAUCCCCACCGUACCAAUCUAUAUCUCCCUCCUUGGUCUCUGGUCCGACAUGGGCCAAGACACAAUAUACGACCGCUGGCUCCGACAACCACUCGAAACCCACGGCGCGGUCAAGAUCUGGUUCGCCGGACGAUGGAACGUGCUCGCCACGCGGCCACGAUUUUUAGUAGACAUGUUCCGACACGAAGAUGUCUACGCCAAGGCAGGCAGUCAGAAGAAGAUCCCGUGGAGUGUCAUUGCGGCGCUGGUGGGGGAUAAUAUUAUUAAUAGUCAUGGAGAGAACUGGCGGUUGUAUACGUCUAUUAUGAAGCCGGGGUUACAGAGGAGGAUUACCGAUUCGGGGCCUUUGUUGGAGAAGUCGAGGAAGUUUGUGGAUGUUCUGUUAGAGGAACAGGGGAGACUUGGUGAUGGAAGGGGUGUGCUUGUAAAUCCGAUUAUUCAACGGUGGGCGUUGAGUUGUAUGGGGAUUAGCUUUAUGGGUGUUGAUCUUGAGGCACUAGAACGACCAAACCAACGCCUCGAAGAACUCCAAACAAUCAUCAAAAAGACCCUCUUCAAACCCCUCUUCUUCAACUUCCCCGAUCUAGAUCGAUACCCCUUCCUCUUCCGCCAACGCAAGGCCGCAUUCACCAUCAUGCAAGAAUUCGGCGACCUCCUCUGCACAACAGUCCUCCAACGGACAACACACCAGAAAGGGACAAACCAAAACCCCGACGGCGACCAAGUAGUCGACUACCUCGACCGAGCCCUAAAAGAAAACCGCAUCACAGAAGAACAAUACCGCGCAAACCUAAAAGUAACCUUCCUAACCGCGCACGAAAACGCCCAACAACUCCUCAACUCAACUUUCUGGGUCCUAGGCACAAACCAAUCCAUCCAGCAAAAACUACGAGCCGAGAUCCUGGCCACAGGUACAGAAAAUCCAACAACAGACCUAGUCAAUUCCCUACCGUACUUAUUCGCCGUUAUCCUCGAGUUACUCCGUUUAUACCCCCCAGUGUCCCAACUAAUCAACCGCGUAACAACCUCCCAAUCAGUUCUAGGAGGCGAAAUCACUAUUCCAAAUCAUACAUGGGUAGGCUGGAAUGCCUUUGGCGCACACACGGAUCCGAAUAUUUGGGGAAACGAUUGUCGAGAAUUUAUUCCGGAACGAUGGGGGAGUGAUGUUAAGAGUAUUCAGGGUGCUGUAAGGAGUAAGACGACGCAGUGUCAUUUUAUUGCGUUUAAUGCGCAUUCGAGGAAAUGUUUGGGGCAGGGGUUUGCGGUGCUGCAGGUGAAGAUUUUGUUGUUUGAGAUGGUGAGGAGGAUUGAGUGGGUUGUUGAUCCGGGGUAUGAGUUGAAGUUGACUUCUGGAGGGAUUAUGGCUCCGUUGGGACUUCGUGCUAUCGUGCGGGAGAGGGAGAACGGGGGAUUGGACAGGGAGGAAGAAUGGGAAGAUCUGAGUGAGGUACAGUGCAUGGUAUUUCUGAACUAG
Penicillium subrubescens is the source of this 1587-nucleotide messenger RNA. RefSeq names its product cytochrome P450 monooxygenase xanG (gene xanG). The transcript is spliced from 4 exons. Lineage: Eukaryota; Fungi; Ascomycota; Eurotiomycetes; Eurotiales; Aspergillaceae. Gene Ontology annotation, molecular function: monooxygenase activity; iron ion binding; oxidoreductase activity, acting on paired donors, with incorporation or reduction of molecular oxygen. The record is from RefSeq and is a predicted model, not a curated record. The coding region runs from base 1 to 1587 and encodes 528 amino acids.